GGCCAAGUUACUACUAGACGGGGGCCUGAGCCCCAGAAUUACUGUCCUGGCCUUCAGGGUCGCGAGUGCCCGGCUGGCCUAGGGGCGGCACAGACACCAGCGGCCGGCCUCUCGGGCUGCCUACCGGGGUUGCUGAAGAUACCAGCCAGGGUCAGCUAGAGGCUCCUCCUCGCAGGCCUCCUUCACAUCGCUGGCGGAAGGCCCGCGCACCGCCUGCAAAGUAUCCCGAGCCGGGGGCAGGGGUGUGUGUGUGGGGGGGUGUGGCCUGCGGGCCCACGUUGAGAUCCUAGGCCCGCGGCUCGUUUCCACGCUCCCCUGCUGAGGCUUUCCCCGCCAUACCCACAUUCCAGGCAAAGUUCAGCCUCCUGAACCCUGAGCCUGGUCCCCACAGAUGCCAGGGGUACAGCAGAGUCAGAGCGGGGCACCUGGGUAGGGGGGUCAGGACCAGGUUUGAACUCAGGCUCUGCGACGUUCAGAGCUUACUGCCCAUCUGCUGUGUCCCUGGCCCCCACCCAGCUCCCGCGGAGUCAGGUUAGGUCGGUGCACAGGGAGCCUCCCGGGAGGCCGGCUAGCGUCGGAGCUGCCUUGCUAUCCUGCCUGGCUGUAAGUUCGGAGGACUGUUUCCCAAGAGACUGGCACCCAGUGGCAGGAACGGGGGCAGAGGGGCCGGCGACACACAGAAGAGCAGGCAGGGCCAAACAAACACUUGGGGUCAGGAAGGCGGGAGGGCAGAGUCCUGGGGCCCACACCUUGGCCAACAGUCCAUGAGUCACCGCACAGGGGCGGGUCGCCGGCGGAGGUGGGCACUCCUGGACAUUUCCCGGAGUUAGGAGCAGGUGCCAUGGGGCUCUGGAGGCGACUGGCCUUCUCGUUGCUGCUGCUGCUGCUGCUUUGGGGCCUGGGGCAGUCGCCAUGGGCGGCGGCGGCGGCCCCGGCCCUGCGCUGGCUCCUGGGCGACCCAGCCUGCGGCCUGCUGCUGGGCCUGGCCCUGCUGGCAGGGCCCUGGCUGGGCCCCUGGACACCGCACUGGCUGAGCCUGGCUGCUGCGGCCCUGCUACUGACCCUGCUACCCGCACGGCCGCCGCCCGGGCUCCUCUGGCUGCCGGCCGACCUGGCCUACACCUUCCUGAUGCUCCGCCUGGGCCUCCGCACCUGGGCACGCUUGCGGCGCCGGCCUCCGGACACCUUCGUGGACUCCUUUGAGCGGCGUGCACGGGAGCAGCCGGGCCGCACGAUCCUGGUGUGCACCGGUCCGGGGGGCCGCGCGGUCACCUUCCGGGAGCUGGACACCAGGGCCUGCCAGGCGGCCUGGGCCCUGAAGGCCGAACUGGCCGGCACCGAGGGCCUGCGCGCCCGGGAGCCCACCGCCCUGCUGGUGCUGCCCUCGCAGAUGCUCCCCGCCCUGAGCCUGUGGCUAGGGCUGGCCAAGCUGGGCUGCCCGGUGGUCUGGAUCAACCCUCACGGCCGCGGGCCACCCCUGGUGCACGCGGUGCUGAGCUCCGGGGCCCGCGUGCUGGUGGUGGACCCAGAGCUCCGGGCAAACCUGGAGGAGGUCCUGCCCAAGCUGCAGGCGGAGAAGGUGCACUGCCUCUACCUGGGCCGCAGCUCCCCCACGCCCGGGGUGGGGGCCCUGGGCGCCGCCCUGGCCGCCGCCCCCUCAGACCCCGUGCCCGCCGACCUGCGGGCGGACAUCAAGCUGCGAAGCCCAGCCCUGUUCAUCUACACCUCGGGGACCACCGGGCUCCCCAAGCCCGCCAUCCUCACCUACGAGCGGGUGCUGCAGGUGGCAGGGAUGCUGACUCUGUGUGGGGUCACAGCCGACGACGUGGUCUACACGGUCUUGCCUUUGUACCACACCAUGGGGCUUGUCCUUGGAGUCCUCAGUUGCCUGGACCUUGGGGUGACCUGUGUCCUGGCCCCCAAGUUCUCUGCCUCCAGCUUCUGGGAUGACUGUCGACAGCAUGGUGUGACUGUGAUCCAGUACGUGGGCGAGAUCCUGCGGUACCUGUGCAACACACCCCAGCGGCCAGAGGACCGGACACAUAAAGUCCGCCUGGCGAUUGGCAAUGGACUCCGGGCAGAAGUGUGGGAGACCUUCCAGCGGCGCUUCGGCCCCAUUCGGAUCUGGGAGAUGUACGGCUCCACCGAGGGCAACGUCGGCUUCAUCAACUAUCCGGGGCGCUGUGGGGCCCAGGGCAAGACCAGCUGCUUACUCCGAAUGCUGUCCCCCUUCGAGCUGGUGCAGUACAGCCUGGAGACAGAGGAGCCUCUGAGGGACAGUCAGGGCCUCUGCAUCCGUGCGAGGCCAGGGGAGGCGGGACUCCUGCUGACCCAGGUGUUGCGUCACCAACCUUUCCUGGGCUACCGCGGGCCCCGGGAGCUGUCAGAGAAGAAGCUGGUGAAGAACGUGCGGCGCCCGAACGACCUUUACUACAACACCGGGGACGUGCUGGCCAUGGACCACGAAGGCUUCCUCUACUUCCGCGACCGCAUUGGGGACACCUUCCGGUGGAAGGGUGAGAAUGUGUCCACGCGGGAGGUGGAGGGCGUGCUGUCAGUCGUGGACUUCCUGCAGGAGGUGAACGUGUACGGUGUGCCUGUGCCAGGGUGUGAGGGCAAGGUGGGCAUGGCCGCCGUGCAGCUGGUGCCCGGCCAGGCCUUCGACGGGCAGAGGCUGUACCAGCACGUACGCACUUCUCUCCCGGGCUACGCCGCUCCCCAUUUCAUUCGUAUCCAGGACGCCUUGGAGAUCACAGGCACGUUCAAACUGGUGAAGUCCCGGUUGGUGCGCGAGGGCUUCAAUGUGAGCGUCGUUGCUGAUCCCCUGUUCGUGCUGGACAACCAGGCCCAAGCCUUCCGGCCCCUGACUCCAGAUAUAUACCGGGCAGUGUGUGAGGGAGUCUGGAGACUCUGACCUCCCAUCAGCUCACAGGACAUCCGAAGGCGCUCCACCCAACGCUGUUCCCCCCUCCCCUUGUCCCCUCACCCACUCCCCAAACCCGACGAGCCUGGCCUUAUCCCCAGCUUCACAGGCUGGGGUGACCCUGGCCCGCACCAGAGCGAGAAUAAACCGGGAUGUGUA
This is a messenger RNA of Bubalus bubalis (water buffalo), 3082 nucleotides long. It is a transcript of the gene SLC27A5, whose product is annotated as solute carrier family 27 member 5. Gene Ontology annotation, cellular component: endoplasmic reticulum; endoplasmic reticulum membrane. Gene Ontology annotation, molecular function: long-chain fatty acid-CoA ligase activity; long-chain fatty acid transmembrane transporter activity; fatty acid transmembrane transporter activity. Lineage: Eukaryota; Metazoa; Chordata; Mammalia; Artiodactyla; Bovidae. The record is from RefSeq and is a predicted model, not a curated record. Bases 842 to 2914 code for a protein of 690 amino acids. Gene Ontology annotation, biological process: ketone body biosynthetic process; triglyceride mobilization; long-chain fatty acid import across plasma membrane. The transcript is spliced from 10 exons.